CAAGGAAGGGACGGAGUCGCAACUUCUCCAAGUGGACGCUGUGUUCCGACCGCCUCGAGAUGCGCUGCGCGGAGCAGGUUAAAAGUCAGAGGUCCUGAUGUUUGGGCCAAGGGAAGCUGUCGCACUUCAGGCGAACCCGGAGGUCCCUUGGGUCAACAUUUUACCAUCUCAAGUCAUGUCUGGGAAAAUAGAGCACGUGCUGACCCAAACAAAACACAUCCAUAAUGGAAGAAAACAUUUUUCAACUUGUUGGCGCCCCUCCUAAACCGCCGGCCUCACGAACACAAUAAAAUGGCCUGGUGGGCUGCGGGUGCGCUUACGAUGGACAGCGUUACGCCUCUGAGAAUGCGCCAUCUCGUCUGAUCUUAGAAGGGACAAAGGCAAAUUCGGGACUAUUAUGCUUUCAUAUUUUGCUUUUACUGUACAGUGCCUUUUGUUUCGAAACAUGUACCCUGAGUAAUUUGAGUUGCAAGCUUGGUCACAGAAUGAAAUAAACUCACGAGUCAAGGCACCGCUGUAUCAACGAUAAUGCACAGCAUCAAAGUCGCAACAUGAGACCAGGCUUUAACGAAGCAGAUGUGGUUUUUGUCUUCUGGUUUCCUGCAGACGUCAGUGAAGAUCUUCGUCCUGAGCAGCAGGAGCCAGAGUCCCCGCUCAUGAAAGAGGAAGAGGAGGGGGAAGCGUUCUUUUGCAUUAAAGUGGAAGAUGAGGAUGAGGAGCACCUCAUUAAAGAGGAAGAGCUGCCACAGCCACCGAACAUUAAAGAGGAAAAGGAAGAUGCUCUCACCAAGUUGCCAUUGAUUCUUGUCCCAUUCAAGACUGAGCAUGAUGAAGGUGAAGCUCAAAGUGAGGAGCGCAAAGGGGCGGAGCCUCCAAGCAGCAGCAGCAGCUCAAGUCAACACAUGACAACAGAAGGUGAUAGAGACCAUCGUGGAGGAUCACGCACAGAAAGCCUCUUAGCGCCACUGUCAGAUAGUGACGACAUAACGUCACAGUCUCAUGAUGAUGAUGAUGAUGAACACUCUCGAGGUGAUAUGACAUGUCACGCUCACAACAAACGCUGGGAAUGUUCUCGGUGUGGGAAAACAUUUAGUUCAAAGGGGAAUUUGAAAGGACACAUGAGAACGCACACAGGAGAGAAACCUUUUGCCUGCUCAGUUUGUGGUAAAACAUUUUCUAAAAAGGCACACUUGAAACCACACGCAAGAACACACACUGGGGAGAAACCAUUUGCGUGUCCGGUUUGUGAUAAAAGCUUCUCUGUAAAGAUAAGUUUAAUAAGACACACAAGAACACACGUGGGAGAGAAAACAUUUGCCUGCUCAGUUUGUGGUAAAAGAUUCUUUGAAAAGGCACACAUGGAACAACAUGCAAGAAUACAUACUGGGGAGAAACCUUUUGCCUGCUCAGUUUGUGGUAAAAGAUACAUUGGGAAGGGAAGCUUAAGAAAACAUGCAAUAACGCACACUGAAGAAAAACCAUUUGCCUGCUCAGUUUGCGGUAAAAAAUUCAUUGAGAAGCGAAGCUUAAGAAACCAUGCAAGAACCCACACUGGCGAGAAACCGUUUACCUGCUCAAUUUGUGAUAAAAGCUUCUCUAUAAAGGAAAGUUUAAGACGACACACAAGAAAACAUACAGGGGAGAAACCUUUUCCCUGUUCAGUUUGUGGUAAAAGAUUCUCUUUAAGAGGGAACCUACGAACACACUUAAGAACACACACUGGAGAGAAACCUUUUAGCUGUCCAAUUUGUUGUAAAAGAUUCUCUUUAAGGGGGAAUUUACGAACGCACAUCGCAACACACAAGAAACCAUUUGCAUGUUCAGUUUGUGGGGAAACGUUCACUUUCAAGAGAGAUUUAAUAGCACACGCAAAAGCACACACAGGAGAGAAACCUUUUGCCUGUUCAGUUUGUGCUAAAAUAUUUUCCAUUAAGGCAAAUUUAACAAGGCAUUCAAGAACACAUGCUGGGGAGAAACCAUUCAGUUGCAAUGUGUGCGCUAAAAGAUUUUCCAGUAAGAAUUAUAUUAAGAAACACAAGUGUGCUGGUGAGAAGAGCAGCGAUCAAUGAAUCGAUGAUAAAAAUAAUAAUAAUUAGAUUGUGCUGAAGCUGAUUUUUUGUGUGGUAAGGAAA
Phycodurus eques (leafy seadragon) is the source of this 2132-nucleotide messenger RNA. Its product is annotated as gastrula zinc finger protein XlCGF57.1-like. The coding region runs from base 552 to 2069 and encodes 505 amino acids. NCBI's taxonomy places the organism in Eukaryota, Metazoa, Chordata, Actinopteri, Syngnathiformes, Syngnathidae. Gene Ontology annotation, molecular function: RNA polymerase II cis-regulatory region sequence-specific DNA binding; DNA-binding transcription factor activity, RNA polymerase II-specific. The record is from RefSeq and is a predicted model, not a curated record. The transcript is spliced from 2 exons. Gene Ontology annotation, biological process: regulation of transcription by RNA polymerase II. Gene Ontology annotation, cellular component: nucleus.